ACCACGUAAGGAGCAGUGGAGGACAGAGGGUUUUAGAGAGAGGAAGUAGAGAGAGAAAGAGAGAGAGAGAGGCAUUGCCAUGGCUACAGCUUACACAGCAGGCGCGUCUUCCAUGGUUGCAGCCAUAUCAAGGCCACGCCUCCCGUUGACGUCGUUUCAUCCCCGCUCUUCUCUGCCUUAUCUUCCACCUCGCCCCUCUUCUCUUUCUCUCAAGCUUUUCUCAGAUUCCAACAGGUUUUCUUCGCUCCAGAUCAAAGCCUCUUCAGAUGAAUCUGGUCCAGUUGAUGCAGGAGAGUUAUUCUCGGAUUUGAUGGAAAGGUGGGAUGCACUCGAAAACAAAUCCACAGUUUUUAUCUAUGGAGGUGGGGCAAUAGUUGCAGUUUGGCUGUCUUCCAUCAUUGUUAGUGCUAUCAAUUCGGUCCCUUUGCUUCCAAAAAUCAUGGAGUUGGUGGGACUUGGAUAUACUGGAUGGUUUGUCUACCGAUACCUUCUCUUUAAGUCAAGCCGAAAGGAACUGGCCACAGAUAUUGAAGCAUUGAAGAAAAAGAUUUCAGGAAGUGAAUAGCCUCACCAAUUGCAAGGCAAUAGUAUGUUUUGCAUUUUGUAUGAUCCUUGAUCCUAAAAGAUAUGGAUAUUCUAAUGUUCUUCAUAAGAGACACUUGGAUCCUGUACUAUAUUCUUGGGUAGUGGUCGAUGUAUCAACCAGAUUGUUUUUGAAAAUAUAAUUAGCAAUUCUCUUCACAAAUAGCUUCAA
Messenger RNA from Vitis riparia (riverbank grape), 754 nucleotides. Its product is annotated as protein CURVATURE THYLAKOID 1A, chloroplastic-like. The transcript is spliced from 5 exons. The record is from RefSeq and is a predicted model, not a curated record. Gene Ontology annotation, cellular component: thylakoid; chloroplast thylakoid membrane. Bases 80 to 565 code for a protein of 161 amino acids. NCBI's taxonomy places the organism in Eukaryota, Viridiplantae, Streptophyta, Magnoliopsida, Vitales, Vitaceae.